This is a messenger RNA of Dermacentor silvarum, 873 nucleotides long. RefSeq lists its product as uncharacterized. Bases 1 to 873 code for a protein of 290 amino acids. The record is from RefSeq and is a predicted model, not a curated record. The transcript is spliced from 2 exons. NCBI's taxonomy places the organism in Eukaryota, Metazoa, Arthropoda, Arachnida, Ixodida, Ixodidae.
AUGACGGGAUGCGGAGAACGCACGUACAACUACGUGCAGGCUUUCCUCACCAACCGCACUGCCACUAUAGGCAUCGGCCAAAUCACUUCCACAAAGUUCAAGAUGCCCAGUAGAGGAACACCCCAGGGGGCAAUAAUCUCACCUUUGCUGUUCAAUAUAGGGAUGUGUCGUCUAGCACGACAGUUGGACCAAAUCCCUGACUUGGGUUACACGCUGUACGCAGACAACAUAACGCUGUGGGCAGCAAGGGGCCCUCUGGGACACAAAGAACACGUACUACAACAAGCAGCCGAGGCAGUAGAGAAAUUCUCGAGGAGCAGUGGCCUCAAAUAUGCUCCCGAAAAAUCGCAGGUUAUUCGGGUACACUCGAGGGGUUACAUAUCCAACGGACCUGUCAACAUCGUCGUGGAAGGACACGCAGUCCAAGAAGUCACAACGAUGCGGGUCCUGGGUUUCUGGCUCCAAAGUAGCGGGAAAGCGUCCCACACCAUCAAAACGCUCAAAACUACCACGAAUAACAUCGCACAAAUGAUCCGCCGCGUAACUUAUCGCAACGCGGGCAUGAAAGAACACGACACGCUAAGGCUCGUCCAAGCACUUGUGAUAAGCCGAGUCACGUACGGCCUGCCCUACCACCUGCUUAGUCACGAGGAGGAGAGGGCCCGCCCGUAUCCGGUCGAGGAUUUCCGGGACACGUUAGCUCAGCAUGAGCUGCUCGCCGAUGUUAUCGCCCUGGGGGCGUAUCGGAUGAGCCACGUCGGGGCCGUUACUCUCAAGGAUUCUGAAGCAGUAACGAAGAUUGUCAGCGUCGGUGAGCUGCUGGUGAAAGGAAACCGCUGCCUGGUGAUUGAUCCGGCGAACCAGGACGUGUGA